AUGCCUUCUUAGCAAAGGGCUCUGCUACUCUGGACAAACUGAAAGACCUCUGUAACGACGGGAAAGAGCAUCCUUCCAGGCUUUUGCAGCUCUAUAUGCAGGCUGUCUUAGACAUUACAUACUUUGAGGAAAACCAGCUUGUGGAUGAAGAUUUUCCAGAAGAAUCUUCCUUGCAAAAAGUUAAAGAACUUAUUUGUAUUCUUUCAGAACCAGAAGACCUAGUGAGGGAAUGCAACAUAAAGGAAGAACCCAUCAGCAUCCUUGGUGCAGAGCUGUUAGAAUGCCUUUACUGGAGAAAAGGAGCCCUGCUUUACAUGUACUGUCAUACAGCAAAAGAAAGGAGUGAAUGGCUACGACAAAACAUUGAUGUAUUUAAAAAGUGUCUUAGUGAUGGAGUUCAUUACUUGAUGAAGAUGCUUAGCUUUAGAUGCCCUCUUCAGCUAAAUGAAGAUGUCUCAAUUCAAGAUAAAGACACAGCUAGAUUACUCAGUGAAGCUAUAUUUAGUGACACUCACUUACUGGCGAUGAUGUACAGUGGAGAAAUGUGCUACUGGGGACUGCGACAUUGUGGAGAAGGGAAGCAGGAAAGCCUUGAAAUGAUAGAUUCCAUCUCCAACAGUGACCAGGGCUGCAGAUCACAGAGCAUGUCGCUGGAUUUCCGAGAAACGGGCAAAAACAUGUUAACAAAAUACGUGGCUGUAUGUGAGGGACCUUUAAAAGGACGAGGGUGGAAUACAACAACUGCAAAACAAAUGCUGUGUUACUUCGUGAACUCCCACAACUAAAAGACAGUGUUUUGGCUGUUGCUGGAAGAAACCUUGCGACCAAAGAGCGCGCUGUGGUCUCUGCUUCAGUCUUCUUAUCAAAAUGUAUACUUUUCUUGCAUUAAAAACAUGCAU
Messenger RNA from Leptosomus discolor (cuckoo roller), 899 nucleotides. Lineage: Eukaryota; Metazoa; Chordata; Aves; Leptosomiformes; Leptosomidae. The record is from RefSeq and is a predicted model, not a curated record.